GUAACUGAUGGAGAAGUAUGCCGAAAAAAGCAGAAAGAGAUACAGUUAUUGUUUAUAGACUUAGAAAAGGCUUGUGGAAGUGGACGUAACAACACAAGUAAGAAGCAGUGUAGGAAUGAAAGAAAAGAUAAGUGUACUGGUAGAAUUGCCUCAAGAGUAAGCGCUUACCCAUACGUCUUUGACCUAGUAAUGGAUGUAUUAGCCAUCGGAGUAAAGAAGGAUGUAUCAUGGAGUAUGCAUUUUGCGGAUGAUAUUGUUUUGGUGGUUACGUCAAAACUAAGUGUAGAGAGGAAGCUAGAACGAUGGAGAAAGACUUUAGAAGGUAGGGGUUUAAAGAUCAUCAGAACCAAAACCGAGUAUCUACCGUUUAAUUGCCAAGAUCACAUUGAAAACAUCAAGCUAGGAGAAGAAGUAAAAUGUGUCAGAUCGUUUAAACACCAAAAGGCAGAGACUUGGCCCAUUAAAAAGAGCGAGGAAAGAAAAUUCGAAGUAGCGGAUGCUUUAGUGGAUGUGUGGAGUGACCAAAAACGAUAG
Molecule: messenger RNA, 534 nt
Organism: Penaeus monodon (black tiger shrimp)
Lineage: Eukaryota; Metazoa; Arthropoda; Malacostraca; Decapoda; Penaeidae
Exons: 2
Source: RefSeq, a predicted model, not a curated record